CGUACGACUGGUUCCGUAUUGAUUUGCCAUCUGAGCCAACUGACGUAAAAAGAAACAGAUCAAAAAGCGGGAAUUAGAAAAUGUCAAAUCCACUGUUCACGUUCAGACCCACAAAAGAUAAAUUACAGCCGUUCGAGAAACGUUUUUCGAAACGAGAAACUACUGUCAGAAAGUGGACAUUUGUACGGGAUUCAGAAUCAGUUGCCGAGACCAAUAAAAGAAGAGAUAGUCUUAGAUCAAAUGCGUCAACCAGAUUGAGUGCAUCACUUAGUAAUCUUAAAAGAAAAAGUUCCAUACCAGCCAUCCUAGAAGGAGUCAAUCUACCAUCAGACACACCAGAAGGUAGUGAAAAUGGAAGUGAUUUGAACUCGGACCUAAGUCCCUAUUCUCAGACAAGAAAAAAUAAAUCUGCGAAUGGAAGUGAUAUAUUGACACAUGCAUCACUACGGUCAAGAACAAAACAGAAAGUACAAGUGGAGUCAGAUGAUAAUGUAUCAUCAAGUUCAGAGUUCAAGACUACAGGGUCAGAUCAAGGAACAAUCACCUCGACUCUCGACUCAAACAAAGAAAGUUAUACUGAAACUUUUAGAACAUCUCCAAGAAAAAAACUAAAACAGAUUGAUACUGAAACUAUUAGCAGAUCUCCAAGAAAAAAACCAAGACAGAAUGAGGAUAAAGCUUCAAAGAAUUUGCAAGCUGUCAGACAUUCUAUUGUGAUAGAUGAAGUUUCCAGUGAUUCCACAUCACCUUUGUAUAGGCAAAGCAAGGAGGAGACACUCAGGCAAUCUCCAAGGAAAAGGCCGUUUCAAUCAGUUCAUAAUAGCAGUGUCAAUAAUAAUUCUGUAAUGUCAACAAAAAUUUCAUCAGCAAAAAUGGCUGAUGUUGAUAUUUCAGAAAAGAGUUUAAGAAUAGAAUUAGAACGCAUAGAUGGUGCUGAUGAAUCAGAAGGAGGAAUUGUGGUUCAGAAUGAUAAGAAAGUUGAAAGGGAACUAGCCUCUUGCAAAAAGUUAAAGACUUCUAUCAAUGAACAAGCAUUAUCUAGAAAUACAAAUAUUGAUGAUGGGAGACGAAGUUCAAGAUUGCAUAAAGUUUCACAGAUGAACUCUGAUCAAGAUAGUCCUCAGAAAUCAGUAAGAAAUUCAAGAUUGCAGGCAGAUUCACCUAUGAAGUCUGCUGAAGAUAGUCCUCAAAAAUCAGUUAGAAGAUCAAGAUUGCAGAAAGUUUCUCCCAUGAACUCUGAUGAAGAAAGUCCUCAUAAAUCUAGGAGGAGGUCAAGAUUGCAGAAAGUUUCACCUAUGAAGACUGAUGAAGACAGUCCUCAGAAAUCAGUGAGAAGAUCAAGAUUGCAAAAAGUUUCACCCAGGAAGUCUGAUGGAGAUAGUCCUCAGAAAUCAUUGAGAAGAUCAAGAUUAGAAUCGUUAGAUUCCCAAGAUCAAACCACUGACAUAAAUGAAAAAAGAAGUUCAAGAUUAACAAAAUUGGAUCAUAAAAAUACUGAUAAUGACACCUUGUACAGUACUUCUUCCGAAGAAAUGGUCAAUAGACAAACAAAAGUUACAAUUAGUAGGCAAAAAGAAGGUCUGAAAAAAAUAGAAACUUCAAGUGAUAACGUAAUAGAAGACAGUGAAGAAAUUUCAGGAGAUAAUCCAGAAAAUGUAACAGAAGAAAAUGAAGAAAUUUCUAGAGAAAAUGUGAUCAAAGAUCAUCAAAGAUCAUCAAGGUUCCAACAAAAGGACAUUUCUGGUCAAAACCAUAUGAGCACUGCAGUAAACCCAGUAAAUAUUAGUUAUGUAGAAAAUUGGAAUGAAAGAAAAUUAAACGAACUUGAUAAUGACAGUGAAUCAGACAAAAUAUCUAAAAAUAACUCAAAAUCUAUAAAUAGCGAUAUCAGCAGACGACAGGUAAGUACAGAAGAAAGUGAAGACAUAACAGAAGACCAACAUGUAUUUUCUGAAUCCUUUGAAGAAAGUGAUGGAUACAAAUCAAGAGAAGAUAUUUUUAGAACUGCAAGUAGUGAUGAAAAGUCUAUAGAUAGUGAAGUAAGAAAGAAUACAGAUCAAGAUCAACGAACAGAAAAACAAAAUACUUCAAGGUUAUCCCCCCUGAGCGAAUUACAUACGAACACUGGACACAAAGAAAAUAAAAUAAAUGAAACUAGUUUCCAAAAUCAGCAAAAGGGAAAUGAAAAAAAUUCAACAUUGUCUAAAAGUUCAAGGUCAAAUGAAAAACAUGAAUUGUCCUUAUCUGAAAAUAAAAAUUCCUCAUGUCAAGAGGAUGUUGUUUCCAUGGAAACAGAUAUCAACAGCACUGAGCAUCAGAUGGAACCAAAAUUGUUAGAUGUUCAUGAAAUCAAUGAAGAAGAAAUUGGACAGGAAGAAAAAGAAUUUUCCCAUCAUACUGAAGGUGACCUUGUUGAUACAGAUAAUGAGGGUGAAGCGUCAGGUAAUAAAGAACAGAGUUCACAUAACCAUAGUGACCAUCCAAGAGAAAUAGAAUCGGCCCAUCGUACUGAAGAUGACCUUGUUGAUACAGAUAAUGAGGGAGAAGUAUCAGGUAAUAAAAAACAGAGGUCACAUAACCAUGGUGACCAUCCAAGAGAAAUAGAAUCAUCAUAUCUUACUGAAGAUGACCUUGUUGAUACAGCUAAUGAAAGAGAAGUGCUGGGUAACAAAAAACAGAGGUCACAUAACCAUGGUGACCAUCCAAGAGAAAUAGAAUCAUCCCAUCUUACUGAAGAUGACCUUGUUGAUACAGCUAAUGAAAGAGAAGUGCUGGGUAACAAAAAACAGAGUUUGCAUAACCAUUGUGACCAUCCAAGAGAAAUAGAAUCGAUACUAGUACAUGUAUCAUCUGAUACACCUGCAAGGAAAAAGUCAAUAAAUGCUGUGAAAAAGAAAGUGAGGAUUGUUGCUGACGAACCAGAAUCUUUCAAUGAAGAAAGAACUGUACGAAUGUGGAAAGGCAAUGAUAGAAAUAGGACAAAAGGAGACCUGAUAGAUCUAGAUAUUGUACUAGAAACAAUCACUAAUACAAUUGAUGAACGACGGUCUGGAUGUUCAGAAAGUUUAGGAAAGAAAGCAUUAAACAGUAUGCUUGUGUACACCAGGAAAGAGAUCACUGACACGAUUAACAAGAUUGAAGAUUUGAAACAAGACAAAAAAGAUUUGUCAAGGUCAAGGAAAGAUGUGAAAAUGUUAAGAGAGAAAUUGUUACAACUUCAGAUGGAUAGAACAAGUUUAAUGAAAAAAAUCAAGGCAAAAAAACAAACCAUAAAGCCUAAACUAAAUGAUAUAAGCCAAUGGUUGACAAGUAUGACACGUCUGAUGAAAGUAACACCUAAUACUAAGUCUCCCAGGAAAGUGGUAUACACAACUUUUGGUAACUUCCCGUUUAAUAUCUAAUGGAGACAGUUAACUAAGAUAAAAUAAGAAGAGCAUUGUGAUUUACAGAAAAUUCUUGCUGAUAGAUUCUGAUUAUAGAAUAAAAGACAGGAACAUCUAUAAAUAUACAUAUAAAUAUAUGUGUACAUUUGAUUUUUAAUGCUUUUGUACAAGCAUUAAGCAAUAAAGUUAUACUGUUUUUAUGGUAAAAUGGUAUUUAAUGAUAUUGAAAAUC
Messenger RNA from Mytilus californianus (California mussel), 3615 nucleotides. Its product is annotated as biorientation of chromosomes in cell division protein 1-like 1. The record is from RefSeq and is a predicted model, not a curated record. NCBI's taxonomy places the organism in Eukaryota, Metazoa, Mollusca, Bivalvia, Mytilida, Mytilidae. The transcript has 12 exons. The coding region runs from base 81 to 3401 and encodes 1106 amino acids.